AUGACCAAGCUUUUCACCCCCCUCCGCGUCGGACGCAUGGAGCUCCAAAACCGCAUCGCAAUGGCACCAAUGACCCGCUUCCGCGUUAGCGACGACCACGUUCCCCUCCCCCUCGUCAAGGAGCACUACGCCCAGCGUGCCUCCACACCAGGAACCCUCCUCAUCACUGAAGCAACCCUGAUCACCCCGCAAGCCGGCCUCUACGCCAACGUCCCCGGUAUCUGGAACGACGCCCAGAUCGCCGCCUGGAAGGAAGUCACCGACGCCGUCCACGCCAAGGGCUCCUACAUCUACAUGCAGCUGUGGGCCUUGGGCCGUGUCGGAAGCGCAGACCUCCUCAAGGCCUCUGGAUUCGAUCUCGUCUCUGCCAGUGAUAUUCCCGUGUCUAGCGAAGCGCCGAUCCCGCGCCCGCUGACUGAGGAGGAAAUCCAGUCUUAUAUUCAGGAUUACGCGCAGGCUGCGCGCAAUGCCGUCGCUGCGGGCUUUGACGGUGUCGAGAUCCACGGUGCGAACGGCUACCUGAUUGAUCAAUUCAUCCAAGACGUUACCAACAAGCGCACCGACCGCUGGGGUGGCAGCGUCGAGAACCGCGCGCGCUUCGCAAUCGAAAUCACUCGCGCCGUGUCCGAUGCUAUCGGCGCAGACCGUACAGCUAUCCGCUUCAGUCCCUACAGUACCUUCCAGGGAAUGAGGAUGGAGAACCCGCACCCGCAAUUCGAGUAUCUGGCGCGCGAGCUGGCCCCGCUGAAGCUGGCUUAUACCCACGUGGUUGAGGGCCGCAUUGCUGGUAAUGCUGAUACCGAGUCUGCGGAUGAACUGCAGUUCUUCCUGGAUGCUUACCAAGAUGCGGGUCCCGUUGUGAUUGCUGGUGGAUAUCAGCCUGCGUCGGCCAAGGAGGCUGUUGAUCAGAAGUAUAAGGAUCAUGAGGUUGUUAUUGGGUUUGGUCGGCCGUUUACCUCCAACCCGGACCUGCCGUUCCGUAUUAAGGAGAAUGUGCCUCUCGUGCCCCAUAGCCGUGAUGUGCUGUACCUGCCGAAGAACCCUAAGGGAUAUAACGACUGGGAGUUCAGUGCUGAGUAUAAGAAGACUGUUGAGGCCGCGGCUUGA
Molecule: messenger RNA, 1107 nt
Organism: Penicillium cataractarum
Lineage: Eukaryota; Fungi; Ascomycota; Eurotiomycetes; Eurotiales; Aspergillaceae
Product: alkene reductase
Exons: 1
Coding region: 1-1107 (368 amino acids)
Molecular function (GO): FMN binding; NADPH dehydrogenase activity
Source: RefSeq, a predicted model, not a curated record